Aspergillus mulundensis is the source of this 684-nucleotide messenger RNA. Its product is annotated as flavin-linked sulfhydryl oxidase. The transcript has 2 exons. Gene Ontology annotation, cellular component: mitochondrion. The coding region runs from base 1 to 684 and encodes 227 amino acids. The record is from RefSeq and is a predicted model, not a curated record. Gene Ontology annotation, molecular function: flavin adenine dinucleotide binding; flavin-dependent sulfhydryl oxidase activity. Lineage: Eukaryota; Fungi; Ascomycota; Eurotiomycetes; Eurotiales; Aspergillaceae.
AUGGCAGACGAGCCGCAAUCGCAACCGCAAUGGCGAACAAAUCCUCCGACACUUUUUCCUCAUGCCUCAUCACAAGCCCCAGCACGCUCGUCGUCAUCAUCCGAAGCCAAAAAUGAGGCUUCGAAACCGGCAGCGGUACAACGCGACGAGCAGGGGAAACCAUACGUCCUAGACAAGGAUGGGAAACCAUGCCGCCUCUGUACUUCCGCCGCCGCCUGGCGCAACCUAACAAAACAAACCAAAGCCUCAAGCGCCGCCGCCGCAUCCACCACAACAGCGACGCAACCCCAAGAAACAAUAUCCCAAAGCACCGGCCGCGGAACCACGAAGCCUGAAUGCCCUCCCGACGUUGAAGUCCUUGGGCGCUCCACCUGGACCCUUCUGCACAGCCUGACAGCAACAUACCCCGAGAAGGCGUCAGCAAGCGAACAGGCCGAUAUGCGGUCGUUCCUGACGCUGCUGUCGAAGUUAUAUCCAUGCUGGGUGUGCGCUGACGAUUUCCGCAACUGGAUGGCGGAGCCAAGUGGGAAGAACCAGCCGCGACUUGGCGGGCGCAAAGACUUCGGAAAUUGGAUGUGCGAGGCGCAUAAUGAGGUGAACCGGAAGCUUGGCAAGAAGGAGUUUGAUUGUAGGCUUUGGGAGCAGAGGUGGAAAGACGGGUGGAAGGAUGGGAGGUGUGAUUGA